AUGAGCGACACGAACGAGACGAAAGCGGAAAAGGAAAAGUUGGCCGCCGUCGACUACGGGCUUGGGCAGCUUCAGGAUGAUUCCGCGUUGAUGCGGCGGGUGGACUGGCGCAUCUUGCCUAUCAUGUUCUUGUCUUACUUUUUGCAGUUUCUGGAUAAGGUGGCAUUGAAUUAUGCCAAUGUGAUGGGAAUGCAAGAGGAUCUGGGGAUGAAAGGCAAUGACUUUUCGUGGCUGGCCACCGCCUUCUUCAUCGCUUAUGCGGUGGCUGAGAUUCCUCAGGGGAUUCUACUGCAACGAUACCCUGUUACCAAAGUCCUCGGGGCCAAUAUCUUCUGUUGGGGGAUUCUCCUCUGCUGCUCUGCGGCUGCAAAGAACUUCGCGGGCAUGAUCUCCCUGCGCAUCAUCUUAGGCGCCCUGGAGGCUGUCAUUGCCCCUGCCCUGACGAUCUAUACCAGCAUGUGGUAUACUCGCGCCGAAUCCGUCCCUCGCUACGGCCUCUGGUACUGUGGCCUGGGCACCGGCCAGAUCGUCGGAGGCUUGAUCUCGUUUCUAGUCCAGCAAUAUGCUCCGACCUCACCCCACUCCUUCCACGGCUGGCGGAUCAUGUUCAUCGUGAUCGGAGCAGUGAACAUCCUCGUGUCACUCUUAGUCGUCGUCGUUCUUCCUCCCACUCCACGCAAAGCCCCAUUUCUUCGCGAGUUCGACAAGGAGCGUAUUGAGCAGCGGCUGCAGCAAGAUCACGUCGGACGAGCUGCGAGGGAAGAGGGCUACCGAACGUCUGUACUGGAGGUAGCCAUGGACCUUCAGACGUGGCUGUUGGUCCUGCUGACCAUCCUGAUCACGAUCCCCAGCGGCGUCAUCACGACCUUUUCGGCGAUUCUGAUCAAGGGGUUCGGCUAUGGAACCAAGGAGAGCGCGCUGCUGAACAUGCCGUGCGGAGCGGUCAGUAUCCUUGCGACCAUCGGCUCGGCCAUGGCGAUUGUCAAGGGGGUUCCCCGCUGGGUGGCGAUCAAUUUGCUGCUGCUGCCCACCUUGCUGGGAGCCUGCCUGAUGUCGUUCUUGCCCGCAUCCAAUCAGCCUGGCUGCCUGGUGGGGAUUUAUCUCGUGAACACGACGGUGGCCCCGCUGGCGUUGAUCUUUGCAUGGACGGGCGCAAACUACAAAGGACACACAAGGAAGGUCGCCGGAAGUACACUGAUCUCGGCCGCAUUCAGCAUCGCUAACAUCAUUGGACCACAGACGUUCCAGUCGCGCAAUGCGCCGGGAUAUCUUCCCGCCAAGAUUACCAUCGUAGCUGUGAACGCAGGGGCCAUUCUGAUUUCUACCUCGCUGCGAGUGGUAUAUGGGCGACGGAACGCCCGGGCCAACCGAAUGGGUCGAGCGGCAGGCAGCGGGAGGGAGCGACGGCAGGAGGAAGAUGGGGGAGAGUUGGACUUUCGUUACGUGUAUUGACUUAGUCGAAGAUCUUACACUUGCAGUCGAACCGCACGUCGU
Molecule: messenger RNA, 1494 nt
Organism: Aspergillus saccharolyticus JOP 1030-1
Lineage: Eukaryota; Fungi; Ascomycota; Eurotiomycetes; Eurotiales; Aspergillaceae
Product: putative MFS transporter
Exons: 7
Coding region: 1-1452 (483 amino acids)
Biological process (GO): transmembrane transport
Cellular component (GO): membrane
Molecular function (GO): transmembrane transporter activity
Source: RefSeq, a predicted model, not a curated record